AUGGUGCCGGUGAUCGAGUAUGUGUACACGUUCAAGGUGCGGCUGCUGCACGAGUCGAGCGCCCUGCAGACACUUAGGCUGGCGCUGUGGGUUGGAAUGGGGGACCGCAUCAUAUACUCGUGUCUACGGGUCGCUGUUAGGCAGGUUACGUUGGAUACGUGGAUGGAGCUGCUUGUGGCCACGGCGUCGUUGAGCAAAGAAGAAAUGCGAAGGAAGCUUUGUGAGCGGCUCGUGGACUUCCUGUACGAGCUGCAACCGGUGCAGUACCAGGACGCGAUGGAGAAACUUAAGACGGUGUGGAUUCAAGUUAUAGAAGACAAGGAUAUGCUUGUGCGGGUUGUCGUUGCACUGAUCAACAAGGUGCGCCUCGUCGGUUUUUGGAGGAACUUGCUCGACUCUCUGGUCAAGUGGCUCAAGCGGUGGUUCAAGUCUCCUCAGUUACCGUCUCUUAGGCAGAUGCACGAGCAUUUUGUUACUGACUGGGAGCCUUACGUGGAGUUAUCUCGGGUCGAGUGCUUCACCAACACGCCCAGCUCAGAGUCGGUGCCACUUCAUGUGACACUGUUCGAGUUUGGAGAAUUUGUUUUGCAAGCCUGCAUCAACGCUCGAGGGCCUACACCUUUGUUGUGGCGUAUCAUUCGUCGCACGUCUCCCAACUUCUUCUCGGAAGACUCGGAGUUGGUGCUAGACUCUGAAGCGCUAGGCCGUGACCCAGAAUUCUGGAUUCGAGGCCAAGUGAUCGUCAAGUACCAGCCAGUGGAUCGAGGAGGGGGCGUUGUAACGGAGGAGACGCGAAUCGAGUACCAGCAUUGCCGCCACCAGUAUUGCCCAAAGGACGAAGGCUGGGUGCACUACGAGGACCCCGUGCAUAACUACUACCGCCGCACAGUGUGUACCGUGAGCGGCAAGCUGUUCAUAUGGGGCGACCCGAUCUGCAGUUUGUACCAUCAAUUGCUCCAGACGACACUCUUCUGCAGCGCGCCGAACAACGUGACUCCGGAGGUGGCCGACAUCCUGGUCGUAUCGGGGAUGCAGCGGCUGCCUAUCGAUACGCUAGAGCUGGUGCUUCGGAGCGAUCGCCUUCGGAUCCCAGAAGGCGAGCGGACGCUUCUACGCUGCUUGAACAAGAUGGUGUUCGGCCUUGACGUUUACCACCUCGGGGGCGACGCUCAGCUGCCACGACCAUACAGCGGUCGCGUCGAGGAUGUGACGAGGCUGUACCGCUGUGCGCGCUGGUGUUUCGUGCCUCUGGACGACAUCAUGCAGACGCUGAGGUGGGCGCCCCGCACGUUGAAGCUGUACGAGGUCGUAGUCGAGAGUCUCAGGGACCCUAACCGGACCCGCAAGCGCCGACGCCCCUUUGGGUGGCGCAAGUUCAGUGACGCCUACAUGACGAACGAGACCAAUUUGAGCGAGUUCGAGAUCGAGGCGGGCGACCUCAACCUGGCACCGAUCGGAGCGGCCACGCUCACGGAGCUUAGCCCAACGGCUGCUGCUAUUAGCGGCAGGCGAUAG
Molecule: messenger RNA, 1515 nt
Organism: Phytophthora sojae
Lineage: Eukaryota; Oomycota; Peronosporomycetes; Peronosporales; Peronosporaceae
Exons: 2
Coding region: 1-1515 (504 amino acids)
Source: RefSeq, a predicted model, not a curated record